CAAACCCUGAAAUAGUGUGAUCUCGUAGCGAACCAACAAUUGCCUGCGCAGCAGUCGUCGUUGUGGAGCGAUGGAAGUCCAACAAGCACAGAUGCAGCAGCUCAUGGACGCUUAUUGCGCCACAGAAGACAAAGUCUCAUGCACUCCAUCCAAGAAGCAUGUCGUCAUUGGUAUGGAGGCGGAGGAGAAGUUGGUGGGUGCUGGGAUGGUGCACCUUCGCGUGUUCCAAGGUGGAGUGUCCAUUCUGGGCUUCCACGCCAAAGCUGGCGCGUACUUGGACGUGUUCUCGCCCCGUUGGUCGAACCUCUUGUCCAUCCAAGGCAUCGCGACAACAUCUGUGUUUCAAUCUCCAUGCACGUCAUUGACAGAAGCCCAUUGGAACCUCACGCACGUAGACGAUCGGUUGACCAUGGCGGACGAGGCCGAGGCAGAUGCGUUGGCCAAGGACAUUGCCGUACGAUUCCCCAUCGUCCUGGUCUUUCGGUCCAUGCAUGUUACCUACGGCAACCUAGCGUCGUACUUUGAUGGUGGUCCACCAUCCGCAACAACCAACGACAUGGUUGUGCCGAUGCCAGGGUUCAAAUUCAUCCGCCACAAGAACGCAGCCCAUGCACUUGACAAACCCAAAACGAAGAAAGCCAAGCAUGCCGCGUCUAACGCGGAUGGCUCGUCUGUCUUGUAUCAUGGGGAGUCUGUCGACUUUACGUCCAUCACGUCGCUGGAACCUCAUCCUGUGCGCGAAAUUCUCAUUCCGCCGACCUGGUCCAAGGUGGCGGCGUCGAUCUUAGACUCUAUGGCGACGUCGGCAAAUCGAAAAAUGCUCGUCUGUGGGGCCAAGGGCGUGGGCAAGUCCACGUUCAGUCGGUAUGUGGUGAAUCGACUGCUCAACGUGUAUCCGAUGGUCGCGUACUUGGACACGGACGUCGGGCAGCCGGAACUUGCGGCGCCGGGGGUGCUGUCGCUGCAUUAUAUCACGUCACCGUUGCUCGGGCCUGGGUAUACGCACCUCGAACCAGCGUAUCGGUCGUACUUUUUCGGUUUUAGCAGCCCCAAGGCCGAUCCAACGGUGUACAUGGAAGCCAUUAGCGCCCUCUUGAACGACUAUGCCGCCAAGGAUUCCACGAUUCCGCUAGUACUCAACACGGACGGCUGGAUCAAGAGCAUGGGCUACGAUCUGCUUCAAGCGACUCUCUCGGCUGCGACACCUGAGCAUGUCGUCCAGGUCGUCGCACUCUCCAAGGCCAAGAGUUUUGACGUGCCACUGUCGCCUCAGUGGACGCUGCAUCCCAUUGAAAUGUGGGACAUCGAGCCACCGCAACCUGCGCGAAGUGGGAAAGAACUGCGGCAAUUCAGACUGCACGCGUACUUUCUAGGCCGAGUUCCCGUCCCAUCACAUGUGUCGUUGCAAAAUAUCCACUGCACAUCCGAGCAGACACGGUAUACGCGUCUCCUCUCGACCAUCUAUCCACAACAAGCGCCGUACCGGGUUCCAUUUUCGAAGGUCGGUCUGCGUGUGUCGGGGGGUUCCGUGCCUCCAAGCCAGAUCCUUCAUGUACUGAACGCAAGCGUUGUUGGGUUGUGCUGCCACCCGUACGAGAUCAAACCGGACGCCACAAACGGAGGUCCUGUGACAGUUCUGGACAAUCCAAUGGUUCCCUGUGUUGGCCACGGUACAUCGUCAUCACUCAGUCAACUCAUCUCUAAUAACACCUUGAGUAGGCAUUGUUCGGAGCAUCGAUGUCGAGCGCCGAGAAUUCCACAUAUUGACCCCCGUGCCGUUCGAGAUCCUGCAGCAUGUCAACUUGCUCGUGCGCGGCCACAUCUCCCUCGCCUUUCAGUUGCUGGAUCAAAGCGCUGUGUACGGGACCACGCCGUAUGCCGUCGUGGAUGUCUUGGCCGCGGAAGGGACAGGCGCGUCGUUGAUGGAGAGUCGUAACAACCUAAAGCGCAAAAAGGAAAUGACUUAACGUUGAACUGGUCAAUACAACGCGACAAAACGCGCG
This is a messenger RNA of Aphanomyces astaci, 2003 nucleotides long. RefSeq lists its product as hypothetical. NCBI's taxonomy places the organism in Eukaryota, Oomycota, Saprolegniomycetes, Saprolegniales, Verrucalvaceae. The record is from RefSeq and is a predicted model, not a curated record. Gene Ontology annotation, molecular function: polynucleotide 5'-hydroxyl-kinase activity. The coding region runs from base 71 to 1936 and encodes 621 amino acids. The transcript has 4 exons. Gene Ontology annotation, biological process: cleavage in ITS2 between 5.8S rRNA and LSU-rRNA of tricistronic rRNA transcript (SSU-rRNA, 5.8S rRNA, LSU-rRNA). Gene Ontology annotation, cellular component: nucleus.